ACAAAGACAACCGCGCUCGCGAGUGGUUAACGCACAAGAUCGUCUCCUUUUUUUUUUUUUUUACCAUAUUUUUUGACUGUUCCCCAAGGAUAAAGGAUAAAAACUUUGCCCCAGUGAAAAGUGCUGUUCGAAAACAAAAUGUGGCUAUACCUUGUGAUCUCCUUAAUCCUGGCCGGGUCCGAAGAGUCCAACGCCUUCUGGUGGCCGAAGGCAACGAGUGAAACGAGGCAGCCGAGCGGAGGUCCGAUGCUCCAGCAGAUCCCGCUCACCUACUUCCGGACGUACACCUACCAGCCGCUGGCGCCCGGCUUCUUUGGCUUCGGGGCACCGCAGACUCCCCUGCUGCCGGCAGCCGCUGGCCAGUUCGAUCCGUAUGCGGUGACCAGCUACGCGGCCGCCCGGCGCCACGACUCCGUUUCCAGGCCGGAGGUGACGCCGCCGGCGGGCGGAGGGUUCCACGGAGCAGCAGCGCCCGGCACGAGCAGCUCGACCAGCACCACGGCGGCUCCGACGACCACGACAACCACCACGACGACCACGACGACGCCGGCUCCGACCACGACGAGCACCAGCACCACGACCAGUACCAGCACCACCACCACCAGCACUCCGCCCCCGCCGCCGCCUCCCCCCGCCGCCCAGGCCUCCGCCGGUGGCGGCGGCGGCUUCUCGGAGGGCAGCACCUCCAGCCUGAUGCGCUUCGGCGAGUUCCCCGCCUACAACCGGCGGGUGAGCAACCUGUACAACGGCCGGCCCCAGUAUCCCUACCCGGACUACUUCAACUACCAGCCGCACCAGAACCUCAUGUCCGACCAGACAGCCAGUGGCAGUCGCAUCCAGUUCGUGCCCUGCAUGUGCCCCGUGAGCGUUCCCGGCUUGGCCUCCUCCAACUCGCAGCCGGCGGCCACUUCCCCGCGCCCGGCCACCGCCUUCACCUCGCAGCCGGCGGCUCGCCACAUCGAGCGACAGGAUCUGGAAGCGGAUGCCGACAGCGAUGGCGGGGCAGAAGUUGAGAACGAGGCGGAGGAGGAGGAGGAGGAGGAGGUGGAGGUGGAGGAGGAGGGCGCCACCAGGGACCAGCCGGAAACGCAGGAGACGACCUCAGACAGUCCUGUUUAGUGGCCAGUAACUCUUCAUGGCAUCCAGCCAUUCCCCGACUGAUUGCUCGCUUGCAAGGAUGUCCCAGAAGUAUCUUUAAGUUUGCAGUUCAAAAUACCUCAAACGAAUAAGAUUGCAGCCUUCGGAUUGUCCCUGUAAAUAAGAGCAAACGCCUGCCAACCUCCAUUUUUUUUAAACAUUUCAAUUAGACGUGAAAAUAAACAGCAAAGCCUGGAAUAAUAAAAACAAUUUGCUUGAAUAGCAAAGGGAUCUUAUUUUUUGAGGGAAUUGAAUUUACGAAAAAAAAACAUUUAAAUAAUUAAGAAACAUUA
Drosophila ficusphila is the source of this 1430-nucleotide messenger RNA. Its product is annotated as mucin-5AC. Lineage: Eukaryota; Metazoa; Arthropoda; Insecta; Diptera; Drosophilidae. The record is from RefSeq and is a predicted model, not a curated record.